AUGGCUACAUGUGCCAUUGCAACAUAUGACUGUUCAGACGAAUGGAAAAGAAACCCUAAAUCUACCAGUGGGGUUUACACUAUAAAGCCUAAUGGGGCCAAGGCAUCUUUCCAGGUGUUCUGUGAAAUGAAUGCCGAUGGCGGUUGGACCCUUAUCCAGAACCAUGAUGGGCAAGAUGGUUUGUCCUUUGAUAGGGCCUGGGCUGACUACAAACAAGGAUUUGGAAAUAUUUCAAGUGAACACUGGUUGGGACUGAAUAAAAUAUAUCUGCUGACCAAUCAGCCCGGCCGUAUUGCUAAACUACGUGUCAGCCUUGGUGACUUUGCGGGAUCUGAAGCCUUCGCCCAAUAUAGUUCUUUCAGAAUUGGAUGCGAGUCCCAGUUCUAUCAGCUGUCACUGGGGAAGUAUUCUGGAAAUGCUGGAGAUGCUUUCAGAGGAAGGGACAAGGACACUAAUGAAGAUGGAAGCUUUUUUAGCACAAUGAAUAAGGACAAUGACAAGUGUAAUCCAUGCCUAAAUGGAGAUAUCAUGUUUAACAGCUGCAGCGUGCGGUUUAAUGGCGGAUGGUGGUUUAACCGUUGUGGGAUUGCAAAUCUAAACGGCCAGUGGCGUAACCAAAAUGACUACAUCGGCUGGGCUUCUGCUGUGUACUGGGAAACCUGGAAAAUCAAUGAGUCCCUCAAGUUUAGUAAGAUGUAUCUAAACACAGUUAGAGAGUGAAAUUAAACUGUAUUUAGAAUGCCUGUCAAUCUGUACCUUAACAAGCCAAUGAACAAUCCAGUUUGUUAACUGACUAC
Messenger RNA from Spea bombifrons (plains spadefoot toad), 797 nucleotides. RefSeq names its product angiopoietin-related protein 5-like. The record is from RefSeq and is a predicted model, not a curated record. NCBI's taxonomy places the organism in Eukaryota, Metazoa, Chordata, Amphibia, Anura, Pelobatidae. The coding region runs from base 1 to 720 and encodes 239 amino acids. The transcript is spliced from 5 exons.